This is a messenger RNA of Cooperia oncophora, 1137 nucleotides long. Lineage: Eukaryota; Metazoa; Nematoda; Chromadorea; Rhabditida; Trichostrongylidae. The record is from the annotation of a GenBank genome assembly.
AUGAUCACAGCUGGUGAAGUCCAUUUGCAGAAGUGCUUAAAGGACUUGGAAGAUCUCGGAUUCACAGAUUUAGAGGUAUCCGAGCCAAUAGUUCCAUUUUUGGAGACGAUAAUUCCUGACACUCAGCUGACUCUUGCUCAGAUUCAGGAUCAAGUAACGGAAUGCCGUGUACGUGGGGAUUCCUUGCACAUCCGCCUGCGAUUAGUUCCAUUACCCGAUGAGGUUGUCGAUUUGCUGGAAAAAUCUGGAGAGAUACUACAUUCAAUGAAACGAGGCAAUAUCGAAGAAGCAUCGUUAGCUGAUUUUAGGUCCGAAUUAUUGAAAAUAUGUGAAGAACAUCUUCCUUCAUGUCGGGGAUCGUGGUGGUACAAGAAGAACAAAACCGAAGUUUUGGAGAUGAUCGACAAAAUCUGGAGCUUUGGCCCUGACCGAGCGAAAGCCAACAUUCUAUUCAACGCGAUUCCUAGUUAUCAACGGAAAUCGAUAUGGGAGAGCAAGUCCGAAUUCGGUGUUCGCCCCUUCGACCAAUCUAUUGUGUCCGGUUUUGAAAUGUUUGUGACAGCCGGUCCUCUUUGCCACGAAGUGAUGAGAGGUGUAGCGGUUAUAAUCGAAGAAUGGAAUCUUGAUGAAGCAGAUGCUGCAAUUCCUGGUCAAAUAAUGAGCGCUGUUCGUGACACAUGCAAAGCAGCUGCGAAAAAACUGGCACUACGGCUGGUAGCAGCCAUGUACAGGUGCAUGGUUACGACUGCCAGUCAGGCUCUUGGAAAGGUUCACGCAGUACUUGCCCAGCGGAAGGCUAAGACAUUGAACGAGGAUAUCAAUGAAGCAACAGGACUAUUUGAAGUUACGGCAUUGAUGCCAGUAGUGGAAUCAUUCUCAUUUUGUGAUCAUCUUCGGAAAAAUACGUCAGGAAUGGCGAGCGCUCAACUUGAGUUCAGUCAUUGGCAGCUGAUCGAUGAGGACCCAUACUGGCAACCAACAACUCAAGAGGAGAUAGAGGAAUACGGUGAAAAAGGCGAUUCACCCAAUCAUGCUCGUGGUUAUAUGGAUGCCGUGCGACGGCGAAAAGGGCUACCAACCGAUGACGUCAUAGUGGUCUCAGCCGAAAAGCAGAGAAAUUUGACGAAAAAUAAGUAG